Cuscuta europaea is the source of this 1165-nucleotide messenger RNA. The record is from the annotation of a GenBank genome assembly. NCBI's taxonomy places the organism in Eukaryota, Viridiplantae, Streptophyta, Magnoliopsida, Solanales, Convolvulaceae.
UUGCAAUCCGUUACAUGGUCGACCUACAACGGGUUAUGUACCUACUAAUAGGGAGACGAGUACAUUGAUGCAAUGUAUGGGCGAUAUCUAUCGGCGCAUGGCAGCUCCAUUUGACGUCGAAGACAUCCGCGAGCUAAUUGCACGAUGCCUUACAGGAUUAGGUGCCGAAAACGUCCUUCAUCAAGACAUCAUUUUGUAUGGGGAUGCCCAUGAUGAUGUAAUGGAUGAUCAUCCCCCACUUCGGCAGGACCUUAGAAGAGUCGCUCCCACUCGAGGUCGGCGUUACGGACGCGGUUAUGUUGCUCCACACAUCGACAAUGAUGAUGGUGACGACAAUAAUCAUGAUGAUGAUAAUGAUGAUGCAUGGUGAUGAUGAUGAUGAGGAGGAGGAGGAUGACGAAGAUGGUGGUGAAGAAGAAGAACAACCAUCUUCUUAUAUUCAUUCAUUCACGCAACCCUGCCCCACCUCAUGUACCCUAUCAGUACUCUACACCGACUAGUGCAUACAUUCCGACUUUUGAUGCUCCAUCGUCUAUUCCACAUGUACAACCUACAUAUGAGACGCGUCCCACCUUUUUAAAUUCACCGAUUGAUUGGUUGAACAACUUAUUAGGAUCAGAUGUACAGAGUGGGAUGGGGCACGAAGCAGGGCCAAGCACACAACCGCCGAUUGAACAUAGGCCGAGACGGGAUAUACAUUCUCGGAAAAUUACCAAAGUACAAAAAUCGUGUGUAUGUGGCAUCAAGACUGUGGCCCAUCCAUGAUGAUGAUACUUGGAAGCACUUUUUCCGACUUGCUGAAAGAGAGUAUGGAGAAUUACAUAUUUUCCUGGAUGCACGAAGAACCUCUAUAGUCCAACCACAAAUAUCAACAUAUGGAGGAGGUGACACCCACAUUUGUGAAACUUUUCACAAUAUCCACUCCAACGAUGACGGACCAUCAACGAGAUACGACGGACGCUACAACCCGCAUACUGUUGAACAUGAAGAUGGCCCUUCAACAUCAUAUGACGAGGAAGAUGAUCCGGAUUAUGAACAAUUUUCUGGAAAUGACGAUGCAACAACAAAUUCUGACGAUAGUGAUGACGCUCAUGACAUGACAUGGGCCAAUAUUGAGCUGGAACAACCAUAUGUUGAACCAGCAAAUCGUGAUAAUGAAACUAUU